This is a messenger RNA of Cercopithifilaria johnstoni, 347 nucleotides long. The record is from the annotation of a GenBank genome assembly. NCBI's taxonomy places the organism in Eukaryota, Metazoa, Nematoda, Chromadorea, Rhabditida, Onchocercidae.
CAAGGGAUUGCAUUAGAUUUGGUAGUAAAUACAAAGAUGGCGAACAAUUUGCAAUAAAUCAUUUGCGUUAUGAAUGUAAAGAUGGAACGGUUAAUAUUCUUGGUUGCUAUAUGAAUGAAAUUGGACAAAAUCUUGAAAUUGGCCGUAGCAUUGUUGAUAAGCUUACGAUAUAUAAAUGUUUAAGUGAAAAUGGUGAAGUGAGAUAUGAAGAAUAUCCUUGUGGACUUCAAGGUAUGCCACCGUGUGAAGUUCCGAAGCAACAAAAACAACAAACACCAAUUAAAGUGCCAACAGUGCGUAAACCUAUUCCAGGCUCUGGAACAUUUAAUAUUAUGCAGGUAGGAUAA